AUGGUCCGUGGCUGGCUAUUGCUCCUGGUGGUGGCUCUGCCCCAACUCGCGACAGGCGCCAAGGAGUGCGUCUUCUGUGAUCUGACCGACUCCUUGGACUGCGCCGGCAUCCCCAUGACCUGUGGCGACGACGAGGAUUGCUUCAUUGGCGAAGGAACAGCCCCCGGCCUCAGCAACGUCAUCAACAAAGGCUGCAUGGAAACCACCUCAUGCGGCAAUGAGGAAGCUGUCACCUACCAGGGCGCCACCUACAGCCUCAUCUCCACCUGCUGCGAUGGCGAACUGUGUAACAGGGCCCCCAUCCCCGCAGGCAGCCUGAAGGCGGGGGCCGCCACCGGCCUGGCACUGGGCGUGCAGCUGCUGCUUCACUGA
Molecule: messenger RNA, 372 nt
Organism: Myotis lucifugus (little brown bat)
Lineage: Eukaryota; Metazoa; Chordata; Mammalia; Chiroptera; Vespertilionidae
Product: sperm acrosome membrane-associated protein 4-like
Exons: 1
Coding region: 1-372 (123 amino acids)
Source: RefSeq, a predicted model, not a curated record